Anopheles bellator is the source of this 2701-nucleotide messenger RNA. RefSeq lists its product as uncharacterized. NCBI's taxonomy places the organism in Eukaryota, Metazoa, Arthropoda, Insecta, Diptera, Culicidae. Gene Ontology annotation, cellular component: membrane. The record is from RefSeq and is a predicted model, not a curated record. Gene Ontology annotation, molecular function: G protein-coupled receptor activity. Gene Ontology annotation, biological process: adenylate cyclase-activating G protein-coupled receptor signaling pathway; cell surface receptor signaling pathway. Bases 134 to 2182 code for a protein of 682 amino acids. The transcript is spliced from 5 exons.
AACGAUAAACGUGUGAAAAAGUGUGUGAAUGUUGUGAUGGCUAACGAUAGAGUCCAUUGAACUGUUGCUGCUGCGACACUGUCUUUGACGCUAAGGUUUUACACACUUUACGGGUGGGUUUCGAGACAUCACUAUGCUUCCACCAUGGGUUGUAUUUCAUCUGCUGUUUAUGGUGCAGUUUUCUCCUAGACUACAAUGCGAAGCCAUCCGGUCGAAGUUUAACAACUACGAAACGAAAUUUAUCAAUGAUUUCAUCAACUUUACUCGGCCGGCUGGAGAUAUUAUGGAACCAAUUUACUACGACUACGACAGUGGAUCGAAAAUGCGACCUGGUUACGGGCAAGACUAUGAAACAGGUAUGACGCUGGGCGGAUUGCCAAUACCGGAAGAGGGUGUAGGCCGCUCAUUACCAGCAGUUGACGAGGGAACCCGACCCCCCGACAUCUUUCCCGAUCCGGAUAAAAUCUAUGCAUCAUUCAUAAACAAGAGUACCAUGAAACACAGUCGCUAUAAGGGUGAAGAAAAUGUGAUAAAAGUUUAUUCUUCAAAAUCGUUGCGAAAAUUGCCUCAAGUACACACGACGGAUGAUGAAAGUUCAUUCGACAACUUAAACAAUGACAUGAAGGGACAUGACUUCAUCGACAACAUUAUGUACAUCUAUUACGGCACCAACGGAAGCUUGCGCAAGGAUCUGGGUGGCAAUGUGAUUGUCAUUGGGGCAGUUUUUGCGCUUGCUCCACAAAUCCUGACCAGUAUGAUACUGUUCCUCAGGAAUCGACGCCUGCGCCAUUUCAACGCUUUCUAUCCCAUCUGCUUGAACUUAUUGCUGGCACUGAUCGCAUCCAAUUUGUCGUUCAUUCUCGGUGUUCAAGCGACACGCAAUGCGAUAAGAUGUCAGCUAAUUGCGAUUCUGCUGCACUAUCUCCACCUGAGUACAAGCAUUUGGUGCUUCAUCUACAUCUACGUCAUCUACGAUUUAAUCGUUAACGAAUGCGCUCCAAAACUAAAAUAUCAUUACUUGAUGGGUUAUGGUGUUCCAGCUGUCUAUGUUUUAUUUUCCUACGCCUCGUCGAUAGACCAAUUCGAAACGCAUCGUUAUUGUUGGAUGUCGAUUCAGAAGGGUAUGAUCGUAAGCUUCAUGAUCCCGGUUUCGUUUCUCAUCAUUCUAACGACCGUCCUUGGCACACUAAGUUUGAAGCGCAUUUCAACGAAGCAGACUGAGCUACUGUGCGAAAGCAUUGAGAGCAUGAUUGAGACCACUUCCAAAUGUAACGACAUAGUCUACCCUCAACUGCCGUCAUUCGUCGGAAUGAACAUGUCGAUGGUUUGUCGCAGCAACAGCUAUCCGCAAUUAGAGCAGAUAAAAGAUCGUUGCUGCCAAGAAUUCGGCGACUGCGGAACGCGUCACUCCGUAGUAACAUUACCCCAGCAGACGACGAUCGGCAUGACCACGAGUGUAUCAGGGCUGACGACUGCCAGCCAGAAUGCGAUAAAUGUUAUUAAACGAUCUUUCGAUUGUUAUGAUACACGAAUCGAUCUUGGCCAAUUGUCGCUCGCCGAGUUGGCAACUCCCAGCAUGACAUCGGAUGUGCAAGAUUUUGAUGAUUUCAAAAAGGCGAUCAAAUUCGGUCUGUUCUUCCAGCCCAUCUUCUCAAUUUGUUGGUUUUUGGAGGUGAUCGCACUUGAGAACAUUCACUCUUGUGUGAUGCCUGUAAUAUUUGCUAUAACAUUCAAUAUCCUGAAUUGGUGCAUGCUGGUGCGCUCAUCAAACGUGUGCCCCUACGUCAGUGCCACGGUAGAGAAAACGUCGGACAAUCCUGUCGGUUCGUAUGGUGAAUCCAUAAAUGGCACUUUGGUUGGUCCGGGAGUAGAUAACGAUGCGACGCAGACCAGUAUCUGCACGGACACGAUUCCACUUCUUUGCGCUUCCAAUGGAUCUACACUAAAUGGAAAUUCAACCGCAUGUCCUUCGAUGCAGGGAUCUGGUGGUGCGCUUACAACUGUGCCAAGAAAAUUUUCGACCGCGUCGGAGCAUGAUCCACAGCAGCAGAAAUCUCUAUUGUACAGCAACUACAUCGGUGGAAGCAACAUGCCCAUUUCGUGGGAGUCAAGCAUUGAUGUCGGUGCGUACCACUUGCACGAAACUAAAAAUGUGGAUUGUAUCAGUACGAUCAGCAACUAAUUGAGUAAUGGUGACUACACACCAUAAUUAGUUGGAUUUGGUAAGACAUAGUGCAACGCCGUUAUUGAUGGUAUACCGGUCAACAGGAUGCAUAUCAAUAUGAUAUUAGAUUAUCUGGAAAUUUUCCACAACCCGAACUAUCAUUGUGGCUGCCGUCCUUACGAUCGGAUGUGAGUCAAGGGUCUUAGAUCCUAGGAAAGCUGCGUUUGUUGUGAUAAAGCUGUAGCGAUUUGUUGCUUACAAGUUCCUCUGAGCGUCAUCAUCAUAAGUAGCGGAAAACAUAAAUAAUCCUAUCCUAAGCCAAUCUAUGUAUCGAUCAAUUAAUGGUUGAAAUAUCCAAAAACUAUAAACAGAAUGUCAAGUAUUGAUUGCAGAAUAACACUAAAGGUCGUUUAGCCAAUUUUUAUGUAUUAUUAGUUAUAUAUUGCUAUAUAGAGGAGUGUACUUUAAAGAUCUCUCACGAUCUGCGGCAUAAUUGUGUUUCGAGGAUUAUUAUAACAUGCAUUAAAAAUGCUAUUA